CCACAUGGCCACAUGCGACUGCGAGUCACUGAACCCAGUACAAAGUCCGCUGUUGCGGCUUUAGAUUUUUUGUUAUAAACAAAUUUCUCCACAAGUGAAUUAAACUCAUCUGAAAAACAAAGAUAAUGUCAAAGAAAUUGAAGAAAAAAUCAGUGAAGAACUGGAGCUGUGAGGAAGUGAAGGAUUGGCUUGUUGGUGAAGGUUUUACCCAGUAUUCCAAAACUCUCUGUGAUACCCACAAAAUAGAUGGCCAAGUCCUGCUGUCCUUAACAGAAAAUGAUCUCAAACAACCUCCACUGCAGUUGUCCGUUCUGGGGGAUAUCAAACGGCUAAUGAUUCGUAUUAAUACUCUCCAUGCCAGGACUCCUGCAUCAGAGAACGAAUUGUCUUCCUGUAAUGACAAUUCCAGUGAAGACGAUGUGUUCACAGGAACUCAGGAUUUUAUAACUCAGAAAAAGAAUGUGCAUCUUUCUCAAUAUUUAGAUUCUGAGAUCUUGAAAACUGUUCUAAGCUUUGUAUAUGUAUUUACUGUGUUUUUGUUCACUUCUUUUGUAAUGGUGAUUGUCCACGAACGUGUGCCUGAUGUAGAGAAAUAUCCACCACUGCCUGAUAUUUUUCUGGAUAAUGUGCCAUUCAUACCUUGGGCAUUUCAAGCUACAGAAAUAAUUGGUAUGGCUUUAGGUGCCACAUGGUUCACAAUCCUCUUCUUUCAUAAGCACAGAUUCAUCUUAAUGAGAAGAAUGUUUUCGUUGCUGGGAACACUUUUCCUGCUACGCAGUGUCUGCAUGCUUAUAACCUCACUUUCUGUACCGAGUAAACAUUUAGCUUGUGAGAAAAAGUCCUAUGGAGACAUGAGGGCCAAGUUAGGGAGGGCGUUUGAGAUUUGGUCUGGCCUGGGGAUGACCUCUACUGGAGUACGGACCUGUGGGGAUUACAUGUUUAGUGGACAUACAGUUGUCCUUACCAUGCUCAACUUUUUCAUCACAGAGUACACUCCAAGAAAGCUGUACUACCUGCAUACCUGUAGCUGGAUGGCCAAUAUGUUUGGGGUGUUUCUGAUCCUAGCAGCUCAUGAACACUACUCCAUUGAUGUAUUUGUAGCCUUCUACCUCACCUCCAGACUGUUCCUGUAUUACCACACGCUGGCAAACAAUCGCUCGCUCAUGGAACGCGACAAGGGAAGAAGACGAUUUUGGUUCCCACUCUUUUCAUUCUUUGAGUCCAAAUGCGAUGGAGUGGUUCCAAAUGAAUAUGAAUGGCCAAUUCCUAGAUUAAUAGAAAAUGUGAAGAGUAUAUUUGGCACUGCUACUCCGCUGAAACCAAAACGAAAAUGAUUUAGUGCAGAAAUACUUUAUAGGUGUUGUUUUCCAUGUUUUCCUAUGAAAAGUGUGUGAAUUUGUUUUAUUGGUUGUACUUGCAAAGGAUUUGUAAUGAUUAUAAUUUUGUGUGCCAGUAAAUAAGAUGUUUGACAAUUAGAUAGAUACAAGAUGAGAAUGUUUUUAAUGAAAGUGUUCAUGUAAAAAUUGUGGCUAGUGCUUUCAAUGUUCCUAAAGAUUAUUUUGUACCGUAUAUAAAAUACUGACCAUGUUUUCAAAAUGUUGAUGGGUAUUGGAUUUAUGUUUUGCCAUCCAUAGUUUACUUGAGUGCAAGUAUAUAUUUUGAAGUGCCAUAUAUCUGUUUAAUGAUAAUACCUAAGUGCUUAAGAGUUUGUGAUACAAAAAUGUUUUAUUUUAAUUGUAAAUCGGAGUAAAAGACUCCAUAGUUUUUUUUCUUAUUUAAGGAAAUUUUGUUUGCCAUAGCAGUUUUAGGCCAGGUUGCCAAGAAUAUUUCUUUUGGUUGUAGAACUUGUUUUGUCUUUUGGAUUUCAUGUUUACAAUAUUCUGCAACUUUUUAAAAGAAAAGAAGGCUUUCCUUAUAAAUAAAGACCCAAAGAUAUGCACUGUAAAACUGGUUAACAAAGGAAUGUUUACUCAGUUUAAUGCACAAAUUAAAAAUGAGCAUACAUGUAUGUUUCCCAUUCAUUCAUUCUUUGAAUGUACAUAUAAGUGCAAAUUCUAAAUACACAUAUAUAAGUUUGUUAAACACGAAAUAACACCUAGCAAUUAAAUCUUUAAUUUGAACAUAUAUUUUACCCAAUAUUUUUUCACUGUGCUUCCACUGAAUAUUUUUUCCUUCUUUAUCUAUAAACUAUACUUCUAAUGUUUGUGUAUGUAUAUUCAGGUUCAUUAUUUUUAAGUCAUAUGAAACUCAAAAUAUGGAAAAUGUUUCAAAGGUCAACUAGCUAUUUCAAAGCUCUCCCAUUUAUGUCAUAUAUAAACUGAUAACUCAGUAUUUCAGAUUAUUCCAUUAGUAUACAUCUAGUUUAUCUUAUUAUAAUGUUUACAAGUUAGAAACAUUUUUUUUUCUAAAUUUCUUGCAAAACAGCUUUCUUUGCAAAAUUGUAAUCUUGCUAUAUUUUUUCUUCGUUAAACCUUCAGAGCACUGAAAGCUCCAACUGUUGAAAAUAUUUUUGUUGAUUUGUUUAUUCAUACAAAUUAAGGGAAGAAAAAACAAAGACUAUUGAAUCUUUGCUGCAGUUCAAAUGAAAACUUUUGUUUAUAAAGCUUGUGAUAAUUUUUUUUAUACAAAAUGUCUAUUGAUAGAUAUGAACAAUUAUGGCAGGAAAUUUACUUUUUAAUAUAGGCACUGCUUUCUUGGCUGUUAUUGGUGAUAUUGUAUGCAUUUAUCUACCUUACUAUAUUUUUUAAAUAAAUAUUGAUAUUAACCUA
Molecule: messenger RNA, 2768 nt
Organism: Saccostrea cuccullata (small rock oyster)
Lineage: Eukaryota; Metazoa; Mollusca; Bivalvia; Ostreida; Ostreidae
Product: sphingomyelin synthase-related protein 1-like
Exons: 5
Coding region: 126-1334 (402 amino acids)
Biological process (GO): ceramide biosynthetic process
Cellular component (GO): Golgi membrane; plasma membrane; endoplasmic reticulum membrane
Molecular function (GO): protein binding; sphingomyelin synthase activity; ceramide cholinephosphotransferase activity
Source: RefSeq, a predicted model, not a curated record